AGGGGGAGAGGGAGGAGAUAGGAGCUAGUUGGUGGGUGAGCUGGUGGGAGAUCUGGAUGAACAAGGCAUUGCUGCAGAGGAGCCCCGGCAGGCACGGCUGCUGAGCUCAGUAUGGAGGAUCUGUAUCACUCUUACAGCCGGAGUCCCGUCUGGGAAGAACUGGAAUCGGAGAAGGUGGCGGCGGCAGCGGCCGGGGCGAUGGCGGGCCCUGGGGCCGGAGCUCCGCAACAGCAGGCGACCGGAGGCGGCCCGGGAGCCGCUGGGGACGAGUCCUCAGACAGCGAAGGGGAGCAUGAAGGGCCACAGAAACUCAUCAGGAAAGUGUCGACCUCCGGCCAGAUCAGGAGCAAGCACUUUACAAGGAAGAGAAAUGGGGGAGUGGCAUUUUCCCGAUGUUUUGGUGAACAUUGAUCUCUCAGUCAUCGCCAAUAUCACUACGAAGUCUGAACAAUGAAGUGAAACCAGAAAGACAUCUGACAUCAAUCUAAGCGCUGGAAAUGACAAUAGACAAAACAGCCCUGUCAACCCUGCAGAGCCCUUUCUGACUGUCAUCUGGGGGCUGGUGCCAAAAUUGAGGGAGCUGUCUCACAGACUAGUCAAGCAAAAGCCUGAUAUAGUCAUACUCACGGAAUCAUACCUUACAAUGUCCUAGACACCACCAUCACCAUCCUGGAUAUCUCCUUUGCACCAGCUGGACAGAUCCAGUAGACGUGAUGGCACAAUGGUGCAGAGUUGGGAAGAGUUGCUGAUUACCGAGUACCAUUCUCUGUUGCUUUUCUUUUAGGACCUUGCUGUGUCUAAUUUGGGUGCCAUAUUUACUUAAGCAACACUUCAAAUAUAAUUGUUCAUGAAACACUGAGUGAUGAGGUGAUUUGAGUCGUAUACAUCGAUGUAUAUGCAAAUUGUUUCUUUGCUUUUCUAUGUCAGGGCUCACUACCUUUUUGUUUCCAAACCCAUCUCCAUUUUGAUUUGAAAAACCUACACAGUCCAUGUAGACAAUGAAGUAUGUUUUAUAUUUUAAAAAGAGGUAGCGUUCAUUCAGCAUAUAUUUAUUAUAUUUGUUUUACUUAAUGUAACAUUUAUUUCUAUAGUGAAGUAAUUGUACUGCCAAGCUGUGGAGCAAUCUUUGACAUGCACAUAUGUGUAGCACCUUCACGGAAACCCCUACUAAAUGAUUCAAGCCCUUUGAUAUAGAGUGAUUUUACUCCUGAACAUAAAACCACUAAUGCCACCAGAGCAGCCACCAUUAUAACAAAAUCUUCUAUUUGACUGGGUUUUGAUUAGGAUCUUAAAAUUUUCAUAUUUUGGCAGUCCAUGACAUUAUAGUUUCCAUCAUGUUUAUACAGGAGGAAGGCAGGUAGCAAGACAGAGUAAUUUUUGACUUUUAACUGAGGAACAUAUUUUCAAUGAUCACAUAGUGAAAGUCGAAACUUAUUAAUCAAGUCAACAAUAUUGUAAAUAAAUAGAACAAAGAACUGCAGAUGCUGGAGAAUCUGAAACAAAAACAAAUUGCUGGUGAAAGUCAGCAUGUCUGGCAUCAUCUGUUAGAGGGAAGUGAAGUUAGUGCUUUGAGUAUGGUGACUCUUCUUCAGGAUAUUGCAAGUUGUCUCUUCAGAAGCAAACUUUGUUAAGAAAUGGGAAUAACUCUGCAGCUCUUCAUUUUUAAUUCAAUUUAACGUUUUCCCUUUCAUUCUAAUAUACUGUAACUUAAUAUGCUGCAAGAGUUUGCAAAAAAUGUCCAUGCAAACACUCACCUGCUUCAAUGCUUUUAAGAGUAAAGACUGUGUCUGGUUAAUAACAUCUUUCAAUCAUGCAUUCGUGACUCUUUCAAUCGUGUUUUUCCAGCCAAAGUGUCGCCUUUAUAAUUUGAUUAAAAUGGACCAGAUCUCAGUGAGCAGAUCAGAGACAGGAACCAAUGUCUUUUCUCAUUUGUGAACGUGACAGGAAUAGCAAAUAACAUAAAGAGAAUAAUCUGCCAAAGCUUUUAUGACCAAUUUGCUUCUGUUCUUGGGUGUAUCUGUUAGUAAAAUAGUCUCAUAGUGUAUGUUUACCAGUAAUUAUUGCACUCUGUUUUUUUUCCCCCCUUGAAAUGUAAUCACAGCCUUUUCUAAAUGUUUACAGCAGAUGAAA
Molecule: messenger RNA, 2130 nt
Organism: Rhincodon typus (whale shark)
Lineage: Eukaryota; Metazoa; Chordata; Chondrichthyes; Orectolobiformes; Rhincodontidae
Product: diacylglycerol kinase eta-like
Exons: 3
Coding region: 112-411 (99 amino acids)
Source: RefSeq, a predicted model, not a curated record